CAGCCCUAUUUUACGGGUGGGGCGGUGGAGCAGGAGGCGGAGCUGAGAGCGCCCCUCCUGGCGGGGCUGGGCUUUAAGCCGGGCGGGAGCCUGGAGCCGCAGCCUCCGCCAAGCAGCCUGGAGCCAGUUCCCAAGCCGGAUCGCAGGCCCCGUGGGAGCCGAGCCGAGCUCGCCUCCUAGCACGAGUCGGAGUGCGCUCGGACCUCCUAGCACGAGUCGGAGUGCGCUCGGAGCCCGCGUGUCAGCCGCAUCUCCCCGGCACUGUCGGAGGCAGAAAGCCGCGACCUCCUGGGUACCACUGAGCUCGGAGCCUUCAUCGUCUCUACCAGGCCUGGUGACGGCCUCAGCACGCAGGAGGUCCGGCAAUCAAGAUCUCCACCGUCACGGCCUGGGGACGGAAAAGGGAAAAAGGAUUCCAUCGAAGAGCAUAGCGUGAACACUGGGCAGGGAGGAGAGUGGAGACUUCGCCUGGCACCCGGAAAGGUGUACGGAGCUUCCUAGGCCAGGCUUGAACAUCAGAGUUCCUGGCCUCCCAGUCAGCAGCCACGAUCUCGGAUCUGCCUGUUCUCCAGAACACGAUCAACUUAGCUUCCAGAGCUCCACCGGCCAAGGCCUGGAAGAGCAUCGGUGCCCUCACCUGAGACUGACCCAGGGUUCAAGAAACAGUGUCUAGCCUGGCCCAGUGUCUAGCCUCUCUGGUGGCUCGGAGCUGGUCACUGGGGAGCCUGCCUCCUGCUCUAGCCCUAUUGGUGCGGAUGUGCCGCUGUCCUCUGGAGCACCAUGAAGGCAGGAUGACCUCAGCCGAAGCAGUAGCAGUGACUGGAAGUACUCGGGUGGCUGGACCCCCCGAGUGGUCCCCUGGCAGCCCCCAGGUCCUCAGGCAAUCUGGCAGGACCCGAGUGGCUGUGGCAGCGCUGGUGUGGCUGCUGGCAGGAGCCAGCAUGUCAAGCCUCAACAAGUGGAUCUUCACCGUGCAUGGCUUCGGGCGGCCUCUGCUGCUAUCAGCGCUACACAUGCUGGCGGCAGCACUGGCGUGCCACUGGGGGGCACGGCGCCCCAUGCCACACACCACCCGCUGCCAAGUGUUGCUGCUCAGCCUCACCUUUGGCACCUCAAUGGCCUGUGGCAAUGUGGGCCUAAGCACUGUACCCUUGGACCUGGCACAGCUGGCCACUACCACCACUCCACUGUUCACACUGGCCCUGUCUGCACUGCUGCUUGGCCGUCGCCACCAUCCCCUGCAAUUUGCUGCCAUGGGCCCUCUCUGCCUGGGGGCUGCCUGCAGCCUGGCUGGAGAACUUCGGGCACCACCUGCAGGCUGUGGCUUCUUGCUGGUGGCCACCUGCCUCCGAGGCCUCAAGUCGGUUCAGCAGAGUGCCCUGCUACAGGAGGAGAGGCUGGAUGCCGUGACCUUGCUGUACGCCACCUCGAUGCCCAGCUUCUGCCUGCUGGCAGGUGCCACCCUGGUGCUGGAGGCUGGUGUGGCCCUUCCACCUGUGCCCACUGACUCCCGCCUCUGGACCUGUGUCCUGCUCAGCUGCAUCUUGUCUGUGGUCUAUAACCUGGCCAGUUUCUCCUUGCUGGCCCUCACCUCUGCUCUCACUGUCCAUGUCCUGGGCAACCUCACCAUUGUAGGCAACCUCAUCUUGUCCCGACUCCUGUUUGGCAGCCACCUCAGCGCCCUCAGCUACAUGGGCAUUGCUCUUACCCUUUCAGGAAUGUUCCUUUACCACAACUUCGAGUUUGUGGCCUCAUGGGCUGUCCGCUGGGGACUGUGGCAGAGAGACCAGCCUGACAAAAGGCUUUGAGACCUGGAGGAACUCAUGAGUCUCACCUAGGACAUCCCCAGCCUGAGUCUAACCAUGGCCAAUGGCUGUGGGAACAAUGGAGAGCAGGCACCUGCUACUGGGGCCAAGAGAGAUGGGCACCGUUUGGUAGGUCUGCUUGGGAGGCUGGAACAGGGUCUCCCAGAGAGACCUGCCUCCCUCCCUGCCUGUCUCACCUUGUCACAGACCCCACCCACCACUGGAUGGUGGGUCCAAACCAGGCACAGUCACUGUGCUUGUCGGAGUAGUUGUUUUCAUUAAUAACUGCUAUGCCAAAAUUUGCUGGGCAAACUUUGACGACUUCAGCGUGUUAUGAUGAUAAUGAUGGUGAUAAUUCUUGACAGUUGCACAAUCCUUCCUCCAGCAGGGAGGGCAGCGGAGAAAGGGCUUCUUCCAGGCAGUUGGGAUAGUCUGUGCCAACUCUAGGCAGCUGCUGUGGCCUCACUCCCAGGCCCCCCAGUUUUGGGUCUUCCGUCCUUAAAUAAACUAUUUUUGCUUGGA
Messenger RNA from Heterocephalus glaber (naked mole-rat), 2327 nucleotides. RefSeq names its product solute carrier family 35 member E4 (gene Slc35e4). The record is from RefSeq and is a predicted model, not a curated record. NCBI's taxonomy places the organism in Eukaryota, Metazoa, Chordata, Mammalia, Rodentia, Bathyergidae.